Molecule: messenger RNA, 999 nt
Organism: Exophiala oligosperma
Lineage: Eukaryota; Fungi; Ascomycota; Eurotiomycetes; Chaetothyriales; Herpotrichiellaceae
Exons: 3
Coding region: 1-999 (332 amino acids)
Biological process (GO): carbohydrate transport; transmembrane transport
Cellular component (GO): membrane
Molecular function (GO): carbohydrate:proton symporter activity
Source: RefSeq, a predicted model, not a curated record
AUGGCUCGUUUCUACGGUCUGCGUGGGCACAAGCUCAACAGGCUGAUGCUUUUCACCGUUGUCGGACCAGCCUUCCUGCUGUUGGGAUACAACAACGCCUGCGCUGGUGGUCUUCUCAACCUACCAGAUUGGGUCGAAACAUUCCCCCAGAUCAACACUGUCUCCACAACCGGUCGUCGGGCGGCACAUAACUCGACCAUUCAAGGGACCGCGGUAGCGUCAUACACACUCGGAUGCUUCAUGGGUGCAUUUUCAUGUAUCUUUGUGGGUAACAAGAUUGGCCAAAGCCUUGCCUUCUUGCAGCUGUGCGGAGUGAAUGCCAUUUCAUUUUAUAUCGGGCCGACCAUUGAGCUUGACCUGGCGCUGUCCGGACGCAUCGCUAGCAUCCUUGGAGCAAGCGUGUUCACUUGGCAGACACUGUGCUCCUUGAUAGCAGUCUACACGAUCGACAGGCUUGGUCGACGCAAGUUGAUGUUGUUCUCCGCCAUCGGCAUGGGAUGCUGUAUGGCGAUAGCAGCCGGAACAGCGUCCUAUCCCGACAACUGCGCGGCCAUCAUUGUUGCUGGAAUUUGUCUCUUUAUGUUUUCAUUCUUCUUUCCCAUCGGGUUUCUGGGCCUGCCUUUCCUCUAUUCUGCUGAGGUCGCGCCGGUCCGAGCGAGAGUCCUCAUAACCGCAAUCUCCACCAGCACGACAUGGAUACUGAACUUCAUGAUAGCCGAGGUCACUCCUGUUGGAUUUUCUCACAUCCAUGCACGAUACUUCGUCAUUUACGCCUGCAUGAACUUCGGUCUCAUCCUCCCGACCGUUUAUUUCUUCUUCCCCGAAACAGGAGGCAGAUCUCUUGAGGAGAUAGAUGAGCUGUUUGCAGCCUCGACAGUAUUCAAUGUCGUAAAGAACUCAAAGGUCUCUGGGGGUGGCGUAGAUGUACCACUAGAGCAACAACCUGAACGUAUUGGGAAGGUUCCCGAGGAAAUGGUAGAGACACGAAAUAACUUGUAG